UAUUAAUGUGUCAUAUGAUGGGCGGAAGCUCGCCCUAACUCGCAACUCUCUUCUUCGCGGUCUCCUCUUCGCUGCUCUCUUCUUCGCAGAUGUGACAACAAUAAUGUCUUCUUCGUCUACCUCAAGCAUACGAAAAAACACACUAUCUACCCUAAAUUACGAGCCGGCGUUUUACUGUCUUUGUGGGAUGAAAGCCCCUCUUUGCAAAGGACGUGAAAGUGGACGAUUGUUCUACGGCUGUCAACAAUUUAAGCACGACCGUGGAUGUGGUUUCUUUGUGUGGAAGGAUGCUAUGGAUGUUACACAUGCUCACACAGAGUACCGGAAUUUAAGAGAUGACGCAGCUCAUGGUGGUGGUCUGUUUGAGUUACAGAGGGCUAACAAUUCAAUGGGUCAACAAAUUAUUGUGCUUGGAAGAGAUAUUGCUUAUCUUAGGGGAGUAGUCCAAACAGAGGGAAAACAAAACAAAAUGUUAAGGUUGUUUGUUGGUUGUUGGUGUUUUGUAAGCACAACAGUGGUUGCUAUGGCUUAUUUCAGUUUAAGGAAGUGUUGUAUGUAAUAGGUGUGUUAGUUAUGUUGGUAUGACUUAUUUCAGUUGUAUGUUAUAGGCUGUUUACUUCUGCAAGGUAUUUAAUUUGGUUUGGGAAGAACUUUUGAUUGAUAAAGUGUACUGUGUAAUGUGUUUCAGUUGUAUGCUAUUUCGGUUAUGCUAU
This is a messenger RNA of Cuscuta europaea, 713 nucleotides long. NCBI's taxonomy places the organism in Eukaryota, Viridiplantae, Streptophyta, Magnoliopsida, Solanales, Convolvulaceae. The record is from the annotation of a GenBank genome assembly.